ACUGUUUUCAAAUUGAAAUUGAAUUCAUUUGAAAAAGUUGUUUUAUUUUUUGCUAAAUACUAAUAACUAUAAUAAUAUAUAAUAUUUAAUAGUUUAAAACAAACUUUUGUGAGAAGUAAUCUUACAACGAGAAUAAUUAUUUUUUAAAACCUAAACAAAAUCGUUUCAUCUACUGGUGUAAUAAACUAAUACAGAAAUGGACGAUGGUGAUGUAGACGACUCAUUCGAUGAUGUGCUAGCAACCAUCGAAAUUCCCAGUGAACCUAAAGUGCCGAGAAUCGAAAAACAACAGAACGCUACAAGUAGCACAUCACAAAAUGGCGCAACAUCAAAAAUUGCCGCUCCGCCACCAGCACCGCUGCCAAAAACCGCAUCGAAUCCUCAUUGCAUAUUAGUAAAUCCCAAACAGCGUGGUAAUCCAGUACUUAAGUCCAUCGUCAACAUACCAAUUGAGUUUCGAGAUGAUAUAAUACCCGAUUAUGUGGUGGGACGUACUUCGUGUAUACUUUAUAUAUCACUAAAAUAUCACACUUUAAAUCCGGACUACAUAUGCCAGAGACUCAAGGAGUUGGGCAAACAAUAUGAAUUGCGUGUGCUCUUGGUACAUAUCGAUGCACAGGAACCCCACUCUGCUUUGAAAAACCUAACACGUAUUACACUACUAACAGAUUUAACGCUCAUGCUGGCAUGGAGUGCGGAAGAAGCAGGAAAAAUCAUAGAGACUUACAAACAAUUCGAGAAACGUUCGCCAGAGUGGAUAAUGGAGCGCGUCGAAUCGAGCCCACAUCAAAAGUUGGUGUCGGCGCUAACUAAUAUUAAGCCUGUAAACAAAACCGAUGCAGUAACGCUCCUACAGAAUUUCGGCAAACUGGAAAAUCUGAUCAACGCUAGUGAAGAACGAUUAUCGCUUGUCAUUGGUUUAGGCCCAAGGAAAGCUUCGAAGCUGUACAAAACCUUGCACGAACCUUUCCUAACAAAGUAGUUUCUUUACAUUCAAAUGCAUCUGAACAUAUUUAUUUUUUUCUACAAAGUGAAAUAAAGCGCAGCUAAACAGUUGUCAAUGAAUUCUUACCUAUCUAUUCUAUGAA
This is a messenger RNA of Zeugodacus cucurbitae (melon fly), 1088 nucleotides long. It is a transcript of the gene Ercc1, whose product is annotated as DNA excision repair protein ERCC-1. The transcript is spliced from 3 exons. The coding region runs from base 197 to 982 and encodes 261 amino acids. Lineage: Eukaryota; Metazoa; Arthropoda; Insecta; Diptera; Tephritidae. Gene Ontology annotation, biological process: nucleotide-excision repair; mitotic recombination; meiotic mismatch repair. Gene Ontology annotation, molecular function: damaged DNA binding; single-stranded DNA binding. The record is from RefSeq and is a predicted model, not a curated record. Gene Ontology annotation, cellular component: nucleotide-excision repair factor 1 complex; ERCC4-ERCC1 complex; nucleus.